Messenger RNA from Castor canadensis (American beaver), 2486 nucleotides. RefSeq names its product tyrosyl-tRNA synthetase 1 (gene Yars1). Lineage: Eukaryota; Metazoa; Chordata; Mammalia; Rodentia; Castoridae. Gene Ontology annotation, biological process: tyrosyl-tRNA aminoacylation. Gene Ontology annotation, molecular function: ATP binding; tRNA binding; tyrosine-tRNA ligase activity. The record is from RefSeq and is a predicted model, not a curated record.
AGGCCUAGCAAGCCAAGCGACGAGCUCAGCUGAUGCAACCUGGCGGGACUUGCGUGACAGUUCCCGGCACGCGGCGGCGGCGGCGGCGGGGACCGAGGAAGAGGCGCGGGUGCCAGCUGAACGCGGGAAGCAGGGGUGACGGAGCCAUGGGGGACGCUCGCAGCCCUGAAGAGAAGCUGCACCUUAUCACCCGGAACCUGCAGGAGGUUCUGGGGGAAGAGAAGCUGAAGGAGAUACUGAAGGAGCGGGAACUUAAAGUUUACUGGGGAACAGCAACCACAGGCAAGCCACAUGUGGCUUACUUCGUGCCGAUGUCCAAGAUUGCAGACUUCUUGAAGGCAGGAUGUGAGGUAACGAUUCUGUUUGCUGACCUUCAUGCAUACCUGGAUAACAUGAAAGCCCCAUGGGAACUUCUAGAACUCCGAACCAGUUACUAUGAGAAUGUGAUCAAGGCAGUGCUAGAAAGCAUUGGAGUACCCUUGGAGAAGCUCAAGUUCAUCAAAGGCACUGAUUACCAGCUCAGCAAAGAAUACACACUGGAUGUGUACCGACUGUCCUCUGUGGUCACACAACAUGAUGCCAAGAAAGCUGGAGCUGAGGUUGUAAAGCAGGUGGAGCACCCUUUGCUGAGUGGUCUCUUGUACCCUGGACUGCAGGCUUUGGAUGAAGAGUAUUUAAAAGUAGAUGCCCAAUUUGGAGGUGUUGAUCAGAGAAAGAUUUUCACUUUUGCAGAGAAGUACCUCCCUGCACUUGGCUACUCAAAACGGAUCCAUCUGAUGAAUCCAAUGGUCCCGGGAUUAACUGGGAGCAAAAUGAGCUCUUCAGAAGAGGAAUCCAAGAUUGAUCUCCUCGAUCGGAGGGAAGAUGUGAAGAAAAAAUUGAAGAAGGCCUUCUGUGAACCAGGCAACAUUGAGAACAAUGGGGUUCUGUCCUUCAUCAAGUAUGUCCUCUUUCCCCUCAAGUCUGAGUUUGUGAUCCUUCGAGAUGAGAAAUGGGGUGGAAACAAAGCCUAUACUGCUUAUCUGGACCUUGAAAAGGACUUUGCUGAUCAGAUUGUACACCCUGGAGACCUAAAGAAUUCUGUUGAAGUUGCCCUGAACAAGUUGCUGGAUCCCAUUCGGGAAAAGUUUAAUACCCCUGCCCUGAAGAAGCUGGCCAGUGCUGCCUACCCAGAUCCCUCCAAGCAGAAGCCCAUUGCCAGAGGCCCUGCCAAGAAUUCAGAACCAGAGGAGGUCAUCCCAUCCCGGCUGGAUAUCCGCGUAGGGAAAAUCAUCAGUGUGGAGAAGCACCCAGAUGCAGACAGCCUAUACAUAGAGAAGAUUGAUGUGGGAGAAGCUGAACCACGAACUGUGGUGAGCGGCCUAGUGCAAUUUGUGCCCAAGGAGGAACUACAGGACAGACUGGUGGUGGUGCUGUGCAAUCUGAAACCCCAGAAGAUGAGAGGAGUAGAGUCCCAAGGCAUGCUGCUCUGUGCUUCUAGAGAAGGAGUAAGCCGCCAGGUUGAACCUCUGGACCCUCCUUCAGGCUCAGCUCCUGGUGAACGAGUGUUUGUGAAGGGCUAUGAGAAGGGCCAACCAGAUGAGGAGCUCAAGCCCAAGAAGAAAGUCUUUGAGAAAUUGCAGGCCGACUUUAAGAUUUCUGAAGAGUGCAUUGCACAGUGGAAGCAAACAGACUUUACAACCAAGCUGGGGCACAUCUCCUGUAAAUCACUGAAGGGGGGUAACAUUGGCUAGCCAGCCCACCCUCCGGAAUCAUCUGCUGUCUCCUCAAGUCAGCUCCUUCCGCUACCCAUUUGCCCAUCCCUCAGGACUCUGAAGGAGCAGGUCUGGAACUCUUAUUAAGGCAGAACUUGCUAAGGAAGAGCUCACUUAUCUACAAUUUGGGAUCACCGUUAUCUGACUAUAGUGAGAGACUUGACACCCUCCCCUCGAGGAGUAAGAAGGCUGGGUAACAGCAGGGAACUCAGUUCAACCUUCUCGCCUUGGCAGCUGACUUGAGAAGUCUGGUUUCAGUAUAACUCAGAAGAAAUUUAUGCCACAAUCCUUGUAAUUGGAAAAACCCUGGUUACCAGGUUUUCUUGAAGUUAUCCCAGCAGCUGUGCCUCUAGCUGGAUGUAGUGCCUGCACUGGGCUAAUUACGGCUUCUCCCCAACAGGAAAUUGUGGGAUUUAAAAGGAAGAGAAGGGAAAACAGAGAACCUAGUGGUCUACCAAGCUAAGCUACCAAAGGUUGGCAGCUUUCUCAAAGCCUGCCUACCCUGAGGCUUUCCACGGCAGGCAGAGGGGUGGGGGCGGAGUGUCUGCCCCAGGGCUCCUGGAAUUUCCCUUGAUCCAGCUAGGUUGGGCACUCCCUAAACCAGCUGUGUGUAGUUAGCAGCCGGUAGAAUGGAAUGGCACAGUGUGAUGGUUUCUUCAGAGAGGGUGGGGUACUUCUCCAUAAGGCAUCUCAAUUGGAUCACUAACCAUCAUUAUCAUAUUCAAAUAAAAU